AGAAUCCACGCUGCACACUCAACUGCGCCGCUGCUUUCGGCUGCUGCGUCGCUGGAUGGAUAUUAGCGCAAUGGCUCGUCCUCUGCGUUGUCGUUGAGAACAUUGAAGUCACUUUGUGCCGCCCCUGCCGAUCUUGUGAAGAAAUCGAAUUUUUUCUGUUGCGGCUGCUUACGAAGCGUAUUUAAACACGGGAGACGCAAAGCGUUUACCUCGAAGCACCUACGCUCUUUCUGAGCUGUUGCUGUUCCUGUUUGCGGAGACCAACCAGAAGCCUCCGCGUUCACUGCAAUGCCUGCUGUAGAGAGUCUCUUGCAGCUGUACAGCCUCGACGAGAAGGAUGGCACCAUUACAGCCUUCGACAGCUACGGGAGCGACGUGCAUCUCGGCACCAGCACCGGAAAGCUGAUUCGCCUGACCAUUUCAGAGACGUGCCAAGGCGGGGAGGCGACGUCGACGGAGUUCUUUAAACCUACCACACCUCCAUCACCGACGACUCCCGCUAUUUCUACUUUAGCGCCGCGCGAGCAACAACGCCGAAGUUCAGAGGCGUCGUUGCGCACGAUCGUGUCGCGGCGGUGCACGCUGUCGAAUUCAGGGGCAGCGGUGCAGCAGCUUCAGCACAGCCGCAGUCAGCGCGUUCUCUUUGCGCUCUGUGAGGGGCGCCUGCUGCUCCUACACGCAGAGACCUACGCCUUGCUGAGCAGCAUUGCCACGAACAUCGUGUCCUUCUCCGUUGCGCAGCCGGUGCGAGGCAGCAGCACCGGCGCGGCGCUGCACGAUGGAGGGUUUACGCCAUCGGUGCUGGCAUCGUACCCGUCUCACCCGUCCCGCCCACACCCUGGCUGGUCAACGGGUACCGGUGGAGACGACGAGGUGACCAGCCAGCAGGGCCGCACUGUCGCGCACACCCGCACCUCCAGCGAGGCGAGUCACGGCAGCUCGCUGCCGUGGACGCCGCGCAGCUCCGCUGCCAGCCCAGUCGGUGCCCCUUUCGCAGUAGCGCGACGCAAGCCCAGCAAAGCACACGUGGUAUGCGUGGCGGAGAAGAAUAACAAGGAGUUGGCGGUGUAUCUUGUGGAUCGUGUGUCCACCGCGGUGCGAGGAACGGCCACUGUUCUGCCUCUUCACGGGAGCACCUCUCCAUCGCUGUCUACAAUAGAUGUGGCAAGCGACGGUGGUGGAGGGGGGAGUAGCGACACACCGCGGCUAUCGACACGAUCUGCCGCGCAACCGCCGCGUGUGGUGCUGCGUCAGCGCUUCGUCCUCCCAGAGCCGGCGCAGCGGGUCGUCAUGUGCACACCGUCGCCGGUUGUCGCCCGGGUGCUCACUUCCGGCUCGAACGCCAACACGCCGCGUCCGGGCACAACCGCGGCAUCCGCAACCGUGGUGGAGGCGGGAUUGACAGUGUGUGUGGGCAUGCGCCGGGAGGUGAGUCUGCUCCCGCUGCUCGGCGGUGUGCCGCGCUGUGUGCUGCGUUUAGACGGCAGCCGACCGCCGCUGCUGUCCAUCGGCAGUGAUCCCAAUACCUACCUGGUGCGUACGCAGGCGCCGAACACGGUGAUGGAGGUUGGCGUGCCGCCGUCUGCCGCCGCUGCCGGGCUGCGAACUGGUGUGGCGGGCGACGUCCACGUGGAGGCGGCGGCGAACCCCAUCCUACUGCGCAUGGACUACCACCGGAUGGCCGCGGGGGGCAAGGACGUGAAGGGCCCGCUAGCGGCUUCGUCGAAGGUGCAGCCCGGCAAAGAGGACGAGCUCAUCGUCGGCGACGUGUUCCAGUCUGACGGCGUCGUCGAGCUCGUGCUGGGGCGAUUCCCCUUCAUAUUUCUCUUCACGGCGGAGCACUGCGAUGCGGUAUCGUUGCUGAGUGCGGGCAGCAGCAACAGCGGCGAUAGCACUUACAGUAACACCGGCUCCUCCUCAUCGUCGUCGUCGUCGGCCCAGCGCAUCCCCCUCCCCGGCAUCCGCCACGGCGCCCUUUAUGGCCACGGCAGUUCGCUGUUCGUGGCGAGUGAUCGCACCGUGUGGUCCCUGCAGCUCUACCCGUUGCGUGCGCAGCUGGCGGAGAUGGUCCAAGCAGGGCGCAGCAACGAGGCUUUCCAACUCCUGGCUUUCCACCAGCAACGUGCGUUGUCUCUUUUACCCAGCGGCACUGGACUUGGCGAUGGGGAACAGCUUCACCUGCCACGGCAUCCUCAUCCGCUUGCCCUGUUGGAAGGCGACCUACACCGCAUGGCCGGUUUUGUGAGUCUGUACAAAGGAGACGUGGCGGCUGCCAUCGACUCUUUCCGUGGCCACCUCGACCCUCGCGAACUCCUCCUCUCCGUGCCCGACUGCAUUCCACCUCACGCGCUAGCAUUCAAGCCGUCACGAUCGAUUUCCUCCGCUACUGCUGCCUCUCCGGAUGUGGAAGAACUACCUGAACCACUACCACUGACCUCUGCCGUUUCCCUUUCAAAAACUGUCGGUGGUGGGCAUGUGCUGCACCACGUAGAGGCGCCUCUCUCCGCCGCAGACGUCCGCAGCUUUCUGUUCUCAGACAGCGCAACAACUCUAGCGGAGCAGCGAGACAUCACUGCAGAAGGGGCGGUGACGAAUACCGGUGAGCCUUCGGUGCAUGUGUCGUACUGGGAUCAAUGGAAUGGGCCGUGCGUGUACAACAGCGGGACGGGCGACGUGUCCCGGGCGUGGCGGGCCGCGUUCGACUCGCACAGCCUCACCUCCACGCCGGACGCCUUCGCCGCACGCUGCUACGAGGAGCUGAAGGACGAGCUGCGCCGGUGGUUCGCCGCGGCGCUGCUGUCUCCCGAGGCUGAGGCGCUUUCCGCCAGAGCCGGAAAAGAGGCGGCGGAGGAGAGCUGUGGCGGGCCGACGGCGACGCCGCGGAGAGAUGCAGACGACGACGGUCCUCUCUCCCUUCCCACCUCUGUGCCCGCGCAUGCCGACCCACCCACUCAUCGACGGGCGAUGGCACACGCGUCGUUGGUGUUGGCCUGGCAGGCGCGGGACUUCCACACCGCAUACACAAUUGUGGCACGUGCGACCACGACCGGGUUGUGCGUGGAGGACUGCGACGAUGUGCUGCGCUACCUGCGCGAGUUUCGGCUGUUGGCGCUGCUGCACUUCCAGGUAGGCGACGGAGCGGCAUGUGAGUGUCUCUUGAGGAACUCGGUGUGCUUGUCGACGACGCUGCCGCUCCCACCACCUGCUGCUGCGCCAUCCGCUUCGUUGCAGCGGCCCGACGACGUGCAGUUUCAGCUGUCGCAGUUGCGUCGUUGUCUGGGUCGGAAGUUCGAGCAAGGAGAGGCGGGAGGGAGCAGCAAUCUUCGCAGCGGCUGGGUGGACGGUGCGCGACCUCAGUCAUCGUCGCCGUUUUCUGACGAGGUCGCCGAGGCACUGAUCUGUGGUCGAGGAUUACUGAUGCAACCGUCGGUGGCGCACGUGGCGCGUGUCGCGCAUCUUCUGCUCGGCGCUCCCUUGGGUGGCGCGAUGAACUCUACCUUAGCGCCGCGACAAGCUUGGGAGCAGCUUUUGGACAGUAUCGUCGCCUGCUACGCUUCUCAAGUGUGCCCGCCUUCCCUUACGACGGGCGACGCUGCAAGCUUUGUACAGCUUCAUUUCACUUCGUCAACCAACACCCGCAGCGGCACCAUCGCACUACCGCACGCCGGGCCUGUUCUCACCACUUUCGUAUCUCCUUCUUUCUCCGUUGUCCCAGCAGUGCAGCGGGGCAGCAGAAAGGCGACCCCGCCCUUGCAGGACAGCAGCCACGGUGUUGUCCUUCACGUGCUGCCCUCCCCUCUUUCCGAGUACUUCUAUGCAAUCGAGAAACUGGACGUGUGCGUGGUGCGACAUCUGCUCACACAGCAGCCACGACUGGCGCAGGCGAGAGAUGUGGACGGCUGCACCGGGCUGCACCUUGCCCUGGCGCAGGUGCGUGUGGUGACCUUUGCGGAGGAACGCACACCAUCAGGCCUGCAAAUGCACGAGCGGGCGCGCAAGGCAGAAGGGCAGUCGGCCACGCUAAAAGUGCUCUGUGCUUUGGUGGGAUUGCUGGUGGGCUUUGACUGUCCAGCGUCUGUUCUCAGUUGCAAUGGGUGGAGCUGCUUGGAUGUGGCGGCUGUCGCGUGUGGAGGAGACGAGACGGUGUUUGACAUCGUCUCGGCUGCACUUCUCGCGUCUUUGGAGAUGCGCAGAUCGGAGCGGGAAAACGCGUGA
Messenger RNA from Leptomonas pyrrhocoris, 4215 nucleotides. RefSeq lists its product as hypothetical. NCBI's taxonomy places the organism in Eukaryota, Euglenozoa, Kinetoplastea, Trypanosomatida, Trypanosomatidae. Gene Ontology annotation, cellular component: cytoplasm; membrane. The transcript has a single exon. The record is from RefSeq and is a predicted model, not a curated record. Gene Ontology annotation, biological process: autophagy; endosomal vesicle fusion; vesicle-mediated transport. The coding region runs from base 289 to 4215 and encodes 1308 amino acids.